AUGCCGAAAUAUACAGAAAUUCACGGAGAAACUUUACGGGACGUGUCUGUUAACAGUGACGGCAUUUCCUUUCAAGAACAUGACUUGAAUAGAGAAGUUGUAAAAUCGGGCUGUAUUGCGUGUUUGAAGUCACUCUUUCUUGAUAUAUUUAUGCCUAGAGGUUUUCCUCACUCCGUUUCUGAGGAUUACGUAAGCUAUCAGGUAUGGGAUACCAUUCAGGCUUUUGCUAGCUCUAUGAAUCACGCCUUAUCUACUGAAGCGAUACUGCGUGGUGCCGGUAUUGGAAAUGAGGCUGCAACAGCUAUAGCAGCUACAGUCGCAUGGUUGUUAAAGGAUGGCUUAGGAAUGAUAAGUAGAAUUGUGUUUGCAUGGCUUACUAGUCCAUACUUUGAUGCCCAUUGUAAGCAGUGGCGAUUACUAGCGGAUAUUUUGAAUGACAUAACAUUUUGUAUGGAUUUAGUUGUGCCAAAUUUUCCAAGAUUUUUUGUUUUUGUUUUAUGUCUGUCAUCACUAUUACGCUCGGUUGUUGGUGUAGCUGGAACAUCCACACGUACUGCAGUCACUAGUCACCAGGCCAUAUCAGAUAAUUUGGGAGAUGUAGCGGCGAAAGAUGUUUCACAAGAAACAGUAGUUAAUAUUUGUGCUCUUGCUUGUAGCCUGCUUUUGCUUCAUUUUGUGAGCGGAAGUGUUGUUGUGUGGCCGCUGUUUAUUGUUUUCACAUCUGUUCAUCUUUAUGCUAAUUAUCGGGCUAUUAAAUCGUUGCAGUUCAGGACACUGAAUCAUUCAUUGCUCGAAAUCCUCAUACGGAAAUAUGUGAAAACAGGAAGUAUAGAUGACGUGCGUUCUGUAAACGACCAAGAAUCAGUGUUCUCACUUAGAGUUUCAUCAUCGCGAUAUUAUGGAUGCUCGUUAAUAAAAACACUGAGUUCUGCAAACGAACUUAAAUUUGUCUCUUCUAAAUUUAUUGCUUCUUGCAAUUUAAAAUUGAACAGUGGUUGUGUAUCGAUGGCUAGAUUUUCGAAUACAAAAGACCAGCUUCGCGCAGCGGCCUGUCUAGAGCUGAUGUUGCAUUUGAGAAUAGUUCCGUCACUCUCUCAAUUGGAUGAAUUUACUGAAGGACUGAAAAAAGUUGGUUGGUCUAUCGAUAAGCAUCGACUUGUAUUUGAUCGCUGGAUUUACAUGGAGAAGUGA
Molecule: messenger RNA, 1191 nt
Organism: Thelazia callipaeda (thelaziosis nematode)
Lineage: Eukaryota; Metazoa; Nematoda; Chromadorea; Rhabditida; Thelaziidae
Source: the annotation of a GenBank genome assembly